Molecule: messenger RNA, 1383 nt
Organism: Drepanopeziza brunnea f. sp. 'multigermtubi' MB_m1
Lineage: Eukaryota; Fungi; Ascomycota; Leotiomycetes; Helotiales; Drepanopezizaceae
Source: RefSeq, a predicted model, not a curated record
AUGGAUUUUAAUAGCGGUUCCCCGUACCCGGAGGGGGUCAUAUCUUUCUUGGACACGGAUCUCUACAAGCUCACGAUGCAAUGCGCGGUCCUGAAAUACUUCCCGAAGAUCAAGGUCACAUAUGCUUUCAAGAAUCGAACGCCAGAGAAGAAGCUGUCCAGGAAAGCAAAAACAGAGCUUGGAAACAUUGCGCUAUCUUCCGAAGAGCUGCGCUUCCUCCAAUCCACCUGCACGUAUCUGAACAAGUCCUAUCUCGACUUCCUCAAGGGAUUCCGACUGAACCCUCGCGAGCAAGUCGCAGCCUCUUUUGUCGCGGACAAUGACACUGGAUGCGACAGUGACGUGGGAGAGGUAGACUUAGUAGUCCAAGGUCUGUGGGUCGAGACAAUUCUUUACGAGAUCCCACUGCUGGCAUUGACGAGUGAAGCAUACUUCAAGUUCAUGGACACAGACUGGGAGUACGAAGGACAAGAAGAAAAGGCCCACGGAAAGGGAAUGCGCCUGUUGGAGGCAGGCUGUGCAGUCUCGGAAUUCGGCACAAGACGGAGAAGAGACUAUCAUACGCAAGCUUUGGUCUUUCGGGGUUUGGUGAAGGCAAAGAAGGAGGGCGAAGCCAAAGGCUUGACUGGUCAAAUCAGUGGUACGAGCAACGUCCACCUGGCAAUGCGUUUCGGCAUCCCGCCGAUCGGUACGGUCGCACACGAGUGGUUCAUGGGAGUCGCAGCUAUCACCGGAGACUACGAUACGGCUACGAAGACGGCACUGAGGUACUGGAUUGGCUGCUUUGGCGAAGGAGUUUUGGGAAUCGCUCUAACGGACACGUUCGGUACCUCCGUCUUCUUGAGGGCUUUCAAUGAACCUAUUGGCGAGAUCCCAGACAAGCCGCUCUCAGAUACUACCGACAAGCCGGACACUGCAGUAGCUACUACUCGCCCCCGAAGCUCUACGAAGACCUUCGCCGAAGUCUUCACUGGUGUCCGCCAAGACUCUGGAGACCCAGCCAAUUUCGUCAAGGUGAUGCGCGAAUUCUACGACAAGGUGGGCAUUACUUCCAAAAAGACGAUCGUUUUCUCCGACUCCCUGAAUAUCGAACUGUGCCUCGAGUACAAGAAGAUUUCUGAGGCAGCAGGCUUCAACACUUCUUUCGGCGUCGGCACCUUCUUCACGAAUGACUUCGUGCACCUGGAGACGGGAAAGAAAUCUACUCCCCUCAAUAUCGUCAUCAAGCUAAGCUCCGCUGCUGGCAACCAAGCCAUCAAGAUCAGCGACAACAUUGGCAAGAACACCGGUGACAAGAACACUGUAGAGAAAGUCAAGAAGGAGCUGGGCUAUGUCGAGAAGGACUGGAGCUUAGGUGACGAGGCACAUAGAUGGGAGAAAUGA